Molecule: messenger RNA, 3573 nt
Organism: Symbiodinium sp. CCMP2456
Lineage: Eukaryota; Dinophyceae; Suessiales; Symbiodiniaceae
Source: the annotation of a GenBank genome assembly
AUGGCGAGCACUGGCCCUGUGCCUGCAACUCCUGCUGAUACUGAGCAAACCUCAGUGUCAACUUGGCAGGUGGAGGUUCCUGAUGGUGAUGCGCUCCAUGAGAGUUGGGCCCAGGCGAUGAAAAAAGCACUGCAAAAGUGCAAUGAAGAGUAUGGUGGCCCGCAGAACUAUCUUGCAAACAGGUUUGCCGAAAGGCAUGAGUGUGUCAGUUGGCUGGAGUACCUCUUGCAUGUGGUGCCCAAGUCCUGCAACAACUUCUGCUUCAAGCAGGAUGGGGGCGGUGUUCUGCCCCAGGACCUGGGCAAAGCGAUGCCACUGCUGAUGCAUCCGGCGGUUUUCUCCUUUGACUUGCGCUCCUCAGUGAAGGGGCCGAGCGAGAACGACACUGUAACGGCACUCGCUGAUGAGAUCUUGAAGGAUGGCUUCGUCACUGCCGGGGACCCGAUCCUGGUUACCCUUUCAGACUUGAGGGUGGAGAAGCCGGAUGAGGACUCGAGCAACUCUCAGAAGCAAUCUGAGCUGAUCUCUGUGCCCUGGGAAUCUCCUGGUGUUCGGCCGUUCUCUGUGGGGUAUUACAAGGGCAGGACACGUGUCAUGACCAUGAUGACCUUGCUCAGCCUUGCACGUGACAAUAGCAUGGACAACUUUGCAGAGGCAGCAUGGGGACAGACAGUGCAUCCCCAAUUGCUCGAAACCAUGCGUGCUAUCUGGGUACAACCGAUCCAGUGUGUUUCCAAAAGGGAAGAGAUGCUGGGGAAUUUCAAGCUGAGCGUGCGCGGAUCAAUCAGAAAAGCCCCGAACGUGAUAACAUGGGUCACCAGCAUCGCCAACCUCAAGCUGCAUGAGCCUGCAUUGGAUGUGGCAGAAUUGAUCCGGGACAACAACCGCCGCAGCUCCAAGCAGGGCCAGCUGGUCGGCGCAAAGGCCCAAUCCGUCAAGCACAUCAUGGAGCAGUUUGAUCCCCGGGCUUUGAAAGCAAUCAUCAGCUACACGGUGCAAGUUGGCCAUGACAAAACACCUUGGUCUGAUGAUUCCCUCAGCUCGAAGAAAGUCCUACCAGGGUUCCAGCGCCCUGGCAGCAGCUGUUGCGUGAUGAUGAAGUUGCCUGAGUCGGUGAGCCUGCAGAAUGCAUUCAUUGUGAGGCGACAGAUGGCCAUGUCUAGCGCUGUGCCGCUAUCCAUGCGGAAGAAGAUGGAUAAGAAGGAGACGGAAAACAUUGCAGAAGAAGCAGCCUUUGUCGUUGCAGUUACUGCAGAAGUGCAGAAUGCCAUGCCGGUUUCCGACGCGGUGCUCGCAGCUGAGUGGGUGGACAAGUACGUGGAGGGUGACUCUGGUGUCCUGCUGGAGGUUCAGUCGGCGAUCCUGCAGAGAAACUGCAAGCAUGUUUCAGAGUUGGGCACCAUCCAGCAGAUCAUGAACUGUCAUGCGGGAAAUGCGCCUGUCACAUCCAGCAGUGCUACCACACACAUGGUUCAGUUGGAGUCCGAGAGUUUCCAGCUUGUCAUGAAGCAGCUGGCAUAUGACUGCCAAGCACUGCGAGUGGCAAGGUCCAAGAAGAACACGUGGGAGUCGACAGUGUACCAUGCAAAACUCCAAUUCCGAGUACAAGCGUACCAGGAGUCGUGCAAGGCAGCGAAGCACUUCCUUGACUCGAAUUGCCACAUCUUCAACUACAGCAAGCCGGAGAUGAUGGCAAACUCAAUCCUCGCAUACUGCACAGACACGACACAGAAGUUCAAGCUGGACAAAACGGCGUCAGCAAGCUUGUUCUUCUUGAAUUGGUCGGCGCCGUGCACCAUCAAGAAGGGUGCCAAGAGUGCUCAGUUGGCAUCCUGUCAGGCAGUGCUGGCAUCAUCAGAGAACAACAUCGGGAUCAUGUUGCAGCCUGAAUUCACCUACAAAAAGAAUCAGCUUUGGAUGUUGGAGAAUGCCCACGCAAAGGACCUAGCUUCCCACGGCAUUAGCCUCGACAAAGGAUGGAUUUUGAUGUUCAAGGAGAAGGUGGAUCAGCGUGACAACCUGCGGCCUCUGAACUACAGGGGACGAGUUCUUGAGGGUGCCAUUGCAAGGGUUGCCCCCAAAGACAACAUUUGGAAGAACGCUGCCAUCCUGAAGGAGGGCCGCACGGAGCCUGCAACACAGGUCUCCUCGAAGGAGCUCGUUUUCAUUGAGACCGCAGAUGAGUCAGCAGAGGUUGCCCUGGCUGCUGAUGAUUCGGUUCAGGGUGGCAAGAAGGUGGAGCAAAUUGGCGCCUGCGCGUGCACCAAGAUUCUUUCGGGCAUGCUGGAUGAUUUGCAGCUGGCUGGCCGGGCCGGCGUUUUCAUCAUUGACGCCCACAUGAAUGUUGGCAACAUGUUCGACGCGUUCACUGCGAUCCGCUCCAAGUACAACUUCCCCAUCUUCUACAUUGGGGCAAGUGACGAUGAGAACUGUGUGAGCUGGUUCUUUGAGACCAAACAGGAUGCCCUGGCCCGCCUCCACAUGUCUGGCGAUUUGACUGUGCCUGGCUUCACGAAGGCUCCUGCUGAAUGUCCAGAUGAUCUCUUGGAGAAAGAGCCUGCGCUGCCGCCCCUCAAUCUGAUGACCCCCACAAAGUGCUUGUAUCCAAAAGUCCCUGCGAAUGUGAUCAAGGAGUGGUCGACUCACCCGACCCAUGGACAGGAAUUCAGAGAUUAUCUGGACAGCUUGAUCGCCGAGUUCGGUCCGUGCCCAGAGGAGGCCGAGCCGAAGCCCGAUGGAGGCAAGACGGAUGAGAAUAAGACUGGGGGCACAGCAGGAGCAUCUGGCACUGGGACCGGCGAUGGCAAGUCCAAGACCGUCGUGCCGAAGCGCAGGAUCUCUGGGUCUGGCUUGCCAGACUCCAAGCGCAGAAAGGUCGCGGGCGACAAAGUGACCACCAUCGAGUCGGUUGGGCGUGAGUCAGUCUUGGUGGAGGCGCCAAUGAUCAACGUGAAGGCCACUGGGGUCUCCCUAGUCUUAAAGGCUGGCGGUCGUGGCUAUGUCUUCAAUGGAGGCUCAAGCGAGACAGUGCUGAAGGCAGGGACGAUCCUCUGCGGAUAUGGCAAGGGCAAGUUCCGUUUCGCCAACAAAGACGGACAGCCCGCAGGCGAUCCUGCUGCAGAAGUUCAGUUCCACCUCAAAGGCCCUGAGGAUCUCGUGCUGCACAACGGCCAGCUGCUGACCCUCGGCCAAGUCAUUGAAGCGCAGCGCUCCAAGGUUCCCGUCAUCAAGAUUGCGUACCACAAGCUCACAGAUGCGCCCAAAGAUGGCAUGCCAGGAAACUUUACUCUGGAGCUCUCUCAGAGUGUUUGGUACAGUCCAGAGAAAGGAGCGGCUGUGCAAGGAGCCGGAAAUGAGAGUGGUGAGCCUGAUGCUAAACGCAAUUCUGAGAGCCCAACCACUGGUCAAAUGACCGCAGCAAGGCUGUUGCCAAACUCCUCAUGGGACAGCGGGUGUGUCAGAAUCUUGUUUACUGUCAAGUGGCUUGCGACAGGGCUGUGGCCCGUGCGUGCCCACCCAGUUUUGAUCCAGGAUUGCGAUCUUCCACCAGGCCGCGCGCUUGUCCUGAACUAA